This is a messenger RNA of Monascus purpureus, 1398 nucleotides long. NCBI's taxonomy places the organism in Eukaryota, Fungi, Ascomycota, Eurotiomycetes, Eurotiales, Aspergillaceae. The record is from the annotation of a GenBank genome assembly.
AUGCUAUGCGACCUUGGAGAGGAGAUGGAACCAUCCUCCCAGACCGAGCUACCAUCCGUUACGAUAGUCCGACAAAAACGCGGCCGGUUUCAGUUUCACCUCCAACGACAACCACAGCGGGGGUUGAAAAACAAUCUUUCUGCGGGCGUGGGGUACCUUGAGCUGGCUAACGCGGGGGAUUUCGCGGCGAAUGUGUGGAAUAUCAUUCCGGUUCCUCCUUAUGCGGUUGUGUUCAUGGCCAUUGGCGGCGCGGCGGCCUUGUUGAUGUCGUUGUUUGCGUUGAGGGAUUUCAGGCUGAGUUGGGCGAAUGUGCGGCUUCUUCUUUUGGAGAGGGAGAGGCUGCGGAGGGCGCUAGAUGGACAAAGGGAACAAGAACAAACUGCCACUGUUGCGGUGAACAAUGAGAAAGAUAACGAGACGGUACGGCUUCUGCGCAGUCGUCUCGGCGUCUGUCUCCGGGAGAUCGGGACGGAGGUCAUCGAUCGCCUCAUCAUGGAUGCCCUGGGAGGUGUCGGUGCCGUUCUCGUCGGCGUGGGCACGAUCAUGGCGAUCUGGGGAGCAAAUCCGACCAUCUUCCACGCCAGUAAUUUACUGUCAGGGUACGUAGGCAACUCAUUCACCACGUUAUUCGGUGUCCUGAAUGCCAUCUGGUCCGCGUACCUUUUCCUCCGAUACCAUCGACACAGUGCAGCGGCAGCGAGGAAUCCCACCAUGAAUGCCUUCAGAGAUCGGUACCGGCUUCGCUUCUUUCAUCUGCAAUGCCACGCCGUCAUCAACGGUCUCACGGGCCUAGUUGCCGGUGCAGCGUCCAUGGUCACCGCAACAAGGUGGUGGGGAUAUGUGAUGUUGAUCCCGUGUAUUCUUUUAUCCAUAUUCUUCAAUUACUUCUGGCGCUGGAAGCUCGGGUACGAUCGACCUCUGUGGAAUGAGUCCGAGUGUGAACGAACCAGCAGCCGCCGCAGCCGCUCGUUGUUCGAGGAACUGGAAUACGUGACUACUAUCCAUAACGCACUGGUGCAGUCGGGCCCCGAUUCCCUGUCUCUGACUCUGUCUACUGUGGACACGGGGUCGCUGGAGUCGAUCCUAGGAUUCAUCGUCGGCAAUGGCAUUUUCGAGGACUUCUGCGCGUGGAUUAGCCGGGAUGAUGACGGUGAGCUGCUGCUGCGGAAGCUUUUUCCGGCGUCGGAUACAAGGGCUCUCUUGUGUAUUACGCCGGGGGGGUUGUUGAAAUUCGCUGCCAAAUCGGAUCCCGACGAUGACGGUAGGAGGGAGCUACUCCUUGUCUCGUCGCGGAGGUUCCUGAAGGAUGCCGGUAGACGUGUUUUCAAUUAUCGGGAGCGGUAUCUCCUGGAACUUGCUGGGUAUGCUGUCUGGAGAGACUCUAGGGGUAGGGAAUAA